CUCAAGUUAGCGCUGCAACUUAGUUACCUGUAAUAAAUCAUGCAUUACAGCUGUUAAAUCAAUCACCAAUCCCAUCAAGAAAAUUAAAUGACAAUCAAUUUUUAAACAACAAAAUAAAUCAGAUAUCUGACAGCUUGAAAAAGGUUUUACUCUCUUCAACUGAUGAAGACCCGGUCGAUGAUGAUGGUGAAAAUUUUCGCGCUUUAAUAAAAUUACUGCAAGACAAAUUUAACGAUCAAGAAACGGAAAAAUCAUUGAAAAUACAGAUUUUAACAUUAUUACCUGAACAAUGGAGUGAAAGACGUAUUUCUGAAACUAUGAAUACAUCAAGACAUAUGUCAAGGGUAGCAAAAGCGUUGGUUGAAGAAAAAGGUCUACUUUCAGUACCUGAAUCAAAAUUAGGGAGAAAAAUUGCAGAUCAAGUGAAAUUGAAAGUUGAAAAUUUUUAUAAUGAUGAUGAGUACAGUGCUCCGAUGCCAGGUAUGAAAGAUUUUGUUUCAGUUCGAAAUGAUGAUGGUAAUCGAGUACCCGUCCAAAAAAGACUUGUCCUGUCUAACUUAAAAGAAUUAUACCAAUGUUUUCGGGAAAUAAACGCUGCAGAGAAAAUUGGAUUUUCGAGAUUUGCUUCUCUGCGACCUAAACAUUGUGUGUUAGCAGGGGCAAGUGGAACACAUACCAUCUGUGUCUGUACGAUCCAUCAAAACGUUAAGUUAAUGAUGCUUGGUGCGAAUAUUCAUUCUCUAACAAGAAAUACAGAUAUAUCCAUUACACACUAUAGUGAUUGUUUGAGUUUGAUUGUAUAUUGUAAUAAUCAUGAUGCCGUUGCCGUACAUGUUUUUAUCAAAUUAAUAACUGACUAUGUGAAAAGUCUUCCUAAACGUUGUAACAAAAUUUAUUAUUUUUCUGACGGGGAUCCUCAACAAUUUAAAAACUUUAAAAACUUCGUAAAUUUAUAUUAUCACGAAGAGGAUUUCGACAUUCCUGCUGAAUGGCAUUUUUUUGCGACAGCCCAUGGCAAAGGUCCAUGUAAUGGUAUUGGUGGUACCAUUAAACGAUAUGCAGCAAGAGCAAGUCUCCAACUUGCGGUUGAGAAACAAAUAACAACGCCUGAAGAACUCUUUGAAUGGACUUCUGAUCCGGACAACUUGCCAAACAUCAUAACUAAGUUUUCCCCAGAAGAGGAUUAUAAAACAGCAGUAAAUGAUUUAAAUGAAAGAUUUUUAAAAACAAAACCGAUCACAGGAACUCAACAAUUACACUGUAUAAUUCCAGACAAAAAUGGUUGUUUGUACAUUAAAAACUUUUCAAAUUCCAACGAGCACAAAAUUUGUAAAAUAUUUAAACGCCAGAGACGUAAUUAA
Cotesia glomerata is the source of this 1361-nucleotide messenger RNA. RefSeq lists its product as uncharacterized. The transcript has 4 exons. The record is from RefSeq and is a predicted model, not a curated record. NCBI's taxonomy places the organism in Eukaryota, Metazoa, Arthropoda, Insecta, Hymenoptera, Braconidae. The coding region runs from base 318 to 1361 and encodes 347 amino acids.